UACAAUUCUUAUUUCGCGCAUCCUGAAAAUUUGCUUUUGUCUAUGCUCACAGAUGAAAAUCUUAAUGUACGUAAGAUCGGGUUGCAAAGAAUUUUAAAAGCCAGAGAGAAGACUCCUACUGCGGAGACUUCGGUGCGCUCGUUCCUUUUGCCAAAACUAAACUUUAAUGCCACUAAGUACUAUGAAAUGAUCGACUGGUCUUCUACAGCAGUAUCACCUCCUCCAGUACUUAGGAAUGUGUCAAAUGCAGUUUUGGUAUCUUCCAUUGAUAACCAACUAUCAAUCGGUCAAAGCAACUUGCUAAGCUUUCCAUGCCACACUCAAGCAGUACAGCGAACUGUUAAGCUUGUUACUGAAGCGUCGAAGAAGUUUGCCUAAAUUUGAGAACAAGUCCCAGUAUACAACAGACAAAUAAAACAAAAUC
Messenger RNA from Drosophila ananassae, 424 nucleotides. RefSeq lists its product as uncharacterized. The record is from RefSeq and is a predicted model, not a curated record. The transcript is spliced from 2 exons. NCBI's taxonomy places the organism in Eukaryota, Metazoa, Arthropoda, Insecta, Diptera, Drosophilidae. Bases 43 to 378 code for a protein of 111 amino acids.